AUGACUUUCUUUGUUAGCAGCGGUAGAGCAAGUAUCAACGGAGACAAAGCAAUCUCCAAUGGUUAUGAUCAGCAUCAAUGCGAGCAAGGAGAACUCAAGUUGGAUAAGAUGUCACCUGGAGAUAUUUCCCCUGCUAAGCCAAGAGGAAUUAAUGUUUCCAAAGACAUGCCAAAUAUGUAUGAUGACUUCUUAAAAGUGUCAUAUACGACUGUUAGGACUCAUCUUAAUCACGUGACGAUUCUUCUUCCUGGACCAGAGAGUGUAAAAACUGUACCAUCAAUAUUCUCCGGAAUGUGUAAUAAGUGCUUUGAGAAGAUGAACGCCUUUGUUGGACUCGCACUAGCUGCAGGUAGCCAGGAUGACGAUGUGUUCAAGACACCUCCAGAAGAAAAUGAGAACUCUGGGGAUACCGGUCCCGGGGAGAAUUCACUAAAAAACCGUUUCCAUGGAGAAUUGAAUGGAGUUAAUUACGGUAAAAUUGCAGCGCCUCUUACAAAGAUGCUUAAGAAAGAUUCAUUCCGAUGGAGUUUACUAGCGGAAGAGGCAUUCAAGAAACUUAAGGAGGCUAUGACAUGUGCACCAGUUGCGCUUCCAUACUUCUCAAAAAUGUUCAUUGUGGAAUGUGAUGCUUCGGGUUCGGGAGUUGGAGAUGUUUUGAAGCAGGACAGACCCAUAGCUUUUUACAUCCACGCCUUACAAGGAUAA
Messenger RNA from Papaver somniferum (opium poppy), 705 nucleotides. RefSeq lists its product as uncharacterized. NCBI's taxonomy places the organism in Eukaryota, Viridiplantae, Streptophyta, Magnoliopsida, Ranunculales, Papaveraceae. The coding region runs from base 1 to 705 and encodes 234 amino acids. The transcript has 4 exons. The record is from RefSeq and is a predicted model, not a curated record.